CUUGCGGCCAGCCAGCGACGGCCCGGGUGGAGCGGGGCAGGCGCUGUGUUACCCAGCAGCCCCUUGGGCGUCAUUGUGGCGUCUCCAUCGCCUCAGUCAACUCUAUUUCCAGGCCUGGGGACAGCUGUACUGGUUGUCAGGGUUUAGUGCGGAAACCCUGGCGAAGAUGGAGGGCCCUUUGUCCGUGUUCGGAGACCGCAGCACUGGGGAGGCGAUCCGCUCCCAGAACGUUAUGGCCGCAGCUUCUAUUGCAAAUAUUGUAAAAAGUUCUCUUGGUCCAGUUGGCUUGGAUAAAAUGUUGGUAGACGAUAUUGGUGAUGUAACCAUUACGAAUGAUGGUGCCACCAUCCUGAAGUUACUGGAGGUAGAACAUCCUGCAGCCAAAGUUCUUUGUGAGCUGGCUGAUCUGCAAGAUAAAGAAGUUGGAGAUGGAACUACCUCAGUGGUUAUCAUUGCAGCAGAACUUCUGAAAAAUGCAGAUGAACUAGUCAAACAGAAAAUUCAUCCCACAUCAGUUAUUAGUGGCUAUCGACUUGCUUGCAAGGAAGCAGUGCGCUAUAUCAGUGAAAACCUCAUUAUUAACACAGAUGAACUUGGAAGAGAUUGCCUGAUUAAUGCUGCUAGGACAUCCAUGUCUUCCAAGAUUAUUGGAAUAAAUGGUGAUUUCUUUUCCAAUAUGGUAGUGGAUGCUGUCCUUGCUGUUAAAUACACUGAUGCAAGGGGCCAGUCUCGCUAUCCAGUCAAUUCUGUUAAUAUUCUAAAAGCCCAUGGGAGAAGUCAGACAGAAAGCAUGCUCAUCAAUGGCUAUGCACUCAACUGUGUGGUGGGAUCUCAGGGCAUGCCCAAGAGAAUAGUUAAUGCAAAAAUUGCUUGCCUUGAUUUCAGCCUGCAGAAAACAAAAAUGAAGCUUGGUGUACAGGUGGUUAUUACAGACCCCGAGAAACUGGACCAAAUUAGACAGAGAGAAUCAGAUAUCACAAAGGAGAGAAUUCAGAAGAUCCUGGCAACUGGUGCCAAUGUUAUCCUAACCACUGGUGGGAUUGAUGACAUGUGUCUCAAGUAUUUCGUGGAGGCGGGAGCUAUGGCAGUUCGAAGAGUCUUGAAAAGGGAUCUUAAACGCAUUGCUAAAGCUUCUGGAGCAACUAUUCUGUCAACGUUGGCCAAUUUGGAAGGUGAAGAAACUUUUGAAGCUACAAUGUUGGGACAAGCAGAAGAGGUGGUACAGGAGAGAAUCUGUGAUGAUGAGCUGAUCUUAAUCAAAAAUACUAAGGCUCGUACAUCUGCAUCAGUUAUCUUACGUGGGGCCAAUGAUUUCAUGUGUGAUGAGAUGGAGCGCUCUUUACACGACGCCCUUUGUGUGGUGAAGAGAGUUCUGGAGUCCAAAUCUGUGGUUCCCGGAGGAGGUGCUGUGGAAGCCGCCCUCUCCAUAUACCUUGAAAACUACGCCACCAGCAUGGGGUCUCGGGAGCAGCUUGCCAUUGCGGAGUUUGCAAGAUCUCUUCUUGUCAUUCCCAACACGCUGGCGGUGAACGCUGCUCAAGACUCCACAGAUCUGGUUGCAAAGUUAAGGGCUUUUCAUAAUGAGGCUCAGGUUAACCCAGAGCGUAAAAAUCUAAAAUGGAUUGGUCUUGAUUUGAUCAACGGUAAACCGAGAGACAACAAGCAAGCAGGUGUGUUUGAACCAACCAUAGUGAAAGUCAAGAGCUUGAAAUUUGCAACAGAAGCUGCAAUUACCAUUCUUCGAAUCGAUGAUCUGAUUAAAUUACACCCAGAAAGUAAAGACGAUAAACAUGGGGGUUAUGAAGAUGCUGUACAUUCUGGAGCCCUUGAUGACUGAUGUGAUCUCCCUUUAAUUUAUAUUAAUUUUAGGUACAAUGUCUUGUGUCUUGAGUAUUACACAUUAAAGUACAGUAAACUCACA
Messenger RNA from Cavia porcellus (domestic guinea pig), 1921 nucleotides. Its product is annotated as T-complex protein 1 subunit alpha. Gene Ontology annotation, molecular function: ATP-dependent protein folding chaperone; ATP binding; ATP hydrolysis activity. Gene Ontology annotation, cellular component: chaperonin-containing T-complex. Gene Ontology annotation, biological process: protein folding. The coding region runs from base 167 to 1837 and encodes 556 amino acids. The record is from RefSeq and is a predicted model, not a curated record. The transcript is spliced from 12 exons. Lineage: Eukaryota; Metazoa; Chordata; Mammalia; Rodentia; Caviidae.